This is a messenger RNA of Neltuma alba, 2334 nucleotides long. RefSeq lists its product as uncharacterized. Gene Ontology annotation, molecular function: DNA binding. Bases 1 to 2334 code for a protein of 777 amino acids. The transcript is spliced from 4 exons. The record is from RefSeq and is a predicted model, not a curated record. NCBI's taxonomy places the organism in Eukaryota, Viridiplantae, Streptophyta, Magnoliopsida, Fabales, Fabaceae.
AUGUCAUCCCAACCACAAGAAGUAUCUGGUAAUGCUCCAUCUACACAAUCUGUGAGAUCGAAGGCUGAUCCUGCAUGGGAACAUUGUGUUCAAGUAGCUAGCAAAAACUCAAGUGGCAAACCUCGCUUGAGAUGUUUGUAUUGUGCAAAGGAAUUUGGAGGUGGAGGGAUACAUAGAAUGAAACAGCAUCUUGCGGGAAUAAAAGGAGAUAUAAUAAGUUGUAAAAAAGUUCCGGGUGAUGUUCGCUUUCGGUUGGGAGAAAAUUUGAAAGAAAUUGAAGAGAAGAAAGGUAAGAAACAAGAUAUAUAUAAGGAGGACAAUCCCUAUGGUCCUAGUGUCACACCAUUUGAAGGGGAUGCUCCAAAUUUGCAAGAGGUUCCUCCGACACAGAUUCAAACUCCUACUCCAACUUCUUCUCAGCAAAAUAUUCAAACUUCUGCCUUAAGACCAUCUCAAGCUAUGAAAAGAAAGCCAUCUGCACCAAUAGACAAAUUCUUUGCCCCAAGGACAAGUCCAAGUGCACAACCGGGAAUUAGAAGUGCGUUUGCAGGUAAGGAAGCUGUGCAUAGAGCAGACUUAGCUAUGGCUAGGUGGCUCUAUGAUUGUUGUAUUCCAAUUAAUGCUGUUAAUUCUCCUUACUUCCAGCCUAUGAUAGAUGCUAUUGCAGCUAUUGGACCUGGUUAUAAAGGGCCAUCUUAUCAUGCUUUUAGAACCAAAUUACUACAAGAUAUGAAAAAGGAGGUUCAAUUGUUAGUUGAUGAGUGUAGAGGCUUUUGGGCAGAAGCUGGUUGCACAAUAAUGGCUGAUGGUUGGCAAGAUCAAAGAAAUAGGCAAUUGAUUAAUUUUCUUGUUUACUGUCCUAGAGGGAUUGUGUUCAUUAAGUCUGUUGAUGCCUUAGAUAUUGUGAAGGAUGCCCAAACUCUUUGUAACUUAUUCUUGGAAAUGGUUACAUUUGUUGGUGUGGAUAAUGUGGUUCAUUUGGUAACUGAUAAUGCAGCUAAUUAUAAAGCUGCUGGGAGGUUAUUAACUGACAAGCAUCCUUCUAUAUAUUGGUCUCCAUGUGCUGCCCAUUGCUUAAAUUUAAUUUUAGCAGACAUUAGUAGAAUGGCUCUUGUUACUAGUUUGGCAUCAAGAGCUUCAAAGGUUUCAAAAUUCAUUUACAAUCAUGCAUUUUUGCUUGCCUGGCUGAGAAAAAGAGAAGGUUGGAAAGAAAUCAUCCAUCCAGGACCUACACGGUUUGCUACCACAUUUAUUGCAUUAAAAAGUCUUCUUGAUCACAAGCAUGAUUUAAAAGCCCUAGUAACUAGCAAGGCAUUUUUAGAUUCUAGAUACUAUAGAGAUCAGAGAGCCAAAGAUGUUACAUUGAUUAUAUUAGAUAACAAGUUUUGGAAUGAUUGUAAGAUUAUUGUUGAAGUUGUGAAACCACUUGUUCGGUUGUUGAGAAUAGUUGAUUCUGAUGAUAGGCCUUCGCUUGGAUAUAUCUAUGAGGGUAUGUAUAGGGCAAGGAAAGCUAUCAAGAGUACUUUCAUGAACAAAAAAACUUUAUACAAGCCUUAUACAAGAAUUAUUAAGAGAAGGUGGGAUACACAACUUCGUCAAGAUCUUCACACAGCAGCUUAUGUCUUAAAUCCUGCUUUUCUUUAUGACCAGGCUAACUUUUCUCAAAAGCCAGAGGUUAUGAAUGAAUAUCUUACAGUUAUAAAUAGAAAAAUAGCUUCCAAUAAGACCAAGUUCUUGCAAGAAGGCACACAGUACCAAAAUAGAAGUGGUAGCUUUAGUCAUCCUUUGGCCCUUGAAUAUGCAAAAUCAAUGCGACCUGGCUGUGAAAGGAAUUGGAGUGUCUUUGAAAGAAUACACUCUAAGAAAAGGAACAGGUUGGAGCAUAAAGGGCUGAAUGAUCUUGUCUUUGUUCAUUACAAUUUUCGUUUGAGGAAUAGAGUUGUUAACAAGAACAAAACUUUUGAUCCUAUUGAUUAUGAAAGUAUUGAUAAGAUUGAAUACUGGAUAACUGAAGAAGUUGAUUCUCCUCCACUUUCAACAUUUCGUACUGAUGAGAUUGAAGAAGACAUCAUUUAUGAUGAUACAACACUACCAAUGCCAAAAGUUUUCAUCAAUGAAGAAGAUAAUUAUGAAGAGAGAGGCAAUGAGGCUCAAGUUGAGGAUGGAUGCUUUGACAUUAGAGUUGGAGCAGGUGUUGAUUUGGGAUCAUGUUCUCAACAAGACAUUGAUAGUCACAGUGCAGAGGCUGCAGACCCAGAUGCUUUUUUGGAGACUCAUGCUUGGCUUAAUCAAGAUCCUCCAAUAUUUGACAAGUCAUCAAGUCAUUUGUCUUAG